CAUAAUGUAGAUAAAAUGAAUUUUAAAAAAGUUGAACCCUAGUAAACAUACCCUUGCAGUCAGCUCGCAAUUGCUGGACUUUUCUAGCUAAAGUCUUUUAAUCGAAUAACGUGAAAUCCAAAUUACGGGCGAGAUCCUUUUCGAAACGAAAGCAGUAAGAAGUAAAUAUUUACUCUCUUAUCGCUCCUAUAUCUCUUAAAAGCUUAAAAGCGCUAACGAAAAUCAAUCCAUCAGUGGUACAACAUAAAAGAAAAUGAUAGAAAAAUAUUGAACUAAUUGUGGACAUAAUUAGUCGACUUUAUAACCACAAAAGGAGUAUACUCACUUUUAGUUAUGUUAACAAUCACUGCCUUAAACUCCGAGUAAGCAUUUGUUCAAGAUUUCAGUAGAUGAUUUCUCUUUAAAAUCGUCGGUUAACACACAAACACAUCUUAAUACAAAAAAUUUUGACCACGACGUAGCAGCAGUUUUGUGUUUCAUCCAAACGGAGCUUAGUGAAAUGGUUUUGCCAUUUGGUCUGGACUCUGAUGGUCACAACGUAGCUGGCACUCAAAGUAUGGUAACUCCCACUGCUCCACCUGCUUUCUUAAUGCACGGACACACAAACGUAUCCACUGUUGUGCCUGUUAUACCGAGUCCCUACAUCGAUUUUAUUGUUGUUAAUGGCGACGAUCGUUGCAUGAUACGCUGCGAGCGUAAGGCUGUACUGGAAAAUAGUGUAGAGUUGGCGAAACUUAUUCGAGCCGGCCCAAACAGUGGACGCAAGGGUGAUAAUCAUUUUCAAAUCUCUAACGUGAACAAGAACGAUUUUGAAUUGGUCAUACGAUUUUUGGAGACUAAGUUUGUGCGGUAUCGCGAUCAUUUGCAUAUAUUGAAAAUACUUGAGUUGGCCGAUCGUUUCAAUUGUCCAGAUUUGGUAAUACAUUGCAUACGUGAAUUGGACCUUCAACUGACCAGCGCUGUUGUAAUCGAUAUAUUUCGUUCGCUGUGGUUCUACCAAAGCAUUUCGGUGCCAAAUCACCACCAAUUGGGUGCUGUGAUUACUACACAAGAGAGCAGUGGUAAUAAAAAAUCAAAGCGGAAGACGACACAUCCACAAUCGAGCUCCACUGUCAGUGCUGUCACUACCGCUGGUGCUGGUGCUGGUGAUAAUGCAAAUACAGACCCGGAGUCGAGUCCCUUUACAGCCGAGGAGUUUGGCAUGGCUUUGCUAAUUAAUUCCCUGCAAUUGAUCGAUAUGCAUGCCCAAUUAGUGUUGAAUAAACCGCAAAUUAACGAACUGCGCUUUGAAGAACUGGAAAUGAUAGCGAAGCGGGAGGCACUACAGUUGAGCUCUGAACUGGUACUUUUUAAUUGCUUAGCGGACUGGAGUGUGGCCGAGUGUCAGCGCAAAAAACUUGAUGUAACAGCAGAAAACAGACGACGGGUCCUCGGACCACUUUGCUAUGCCCCACGAUAUUUACUAAUGAAUGUCAACGAAUUUCGUAAGGCGUGUGACCGGGUAGAAUUAUUGGAUCCGGUGGAAAUUUCUCUAGUGAACGACGCUAUCGAAGGUAAAAAACUGAAAAAUCUGACGCCGGAACAAAAUCAAUUGCUGGAAAAAUUUCGAACGCCACGUCCCGAAUUCCCAAAAAUGCCAAUACACCUUAGUGAUCGAACUAACCCAAAGAAUUAUCCAAAGAAAAUGCGUCGUGCUGAAAAAGGUGCCUCCGGCGAAGAUGGUUGUUGGAGUAAUUUCGGCAUGAAUUGCUUGGCAGUAUUCGCAUGCAUUUUCGAUUGAAACGUCAAAUACAUAUGUAUGUAUUUGUAUGUACGAGUAUGUACAUAUAUUGAUAUGCUAUUAUAUAAAAUCAUCAUCAUCAUGAGCUCCCGUUAACAGCUGUAAAGUUUGUCUAAAAUUUAAAUUCAUUUUCAAUCAUACUCUUUAGCACGACUAGUCAAGCACAGAUCAAACCGAUUGUAAAAGCUUUUGAUACCCCAUAAUAAUUUUUAUAGUAUAGUUAAAAAGAGUAGUAAAAUUGAUUUUAGGGUUGCCAGUAUGGAGAAAUAGAUGUAUAUGUAGCUUAAUUGCGGCGAAAGCAAGAACUAUUUUUUCAUAACGAAAUUCUUUAAACUUUUUGGUUGUAUUCGUCUCUUGCUUUCUAAAUUUUGAGUUGCAUUAUAACAAAUAAAAUAUUGAAGAAGUGAGUCCGCUCAAAAUUAUCAUAA
Molecule: messenger RNA, 2208 nt
Organism: Ceratitis capitata (Mediterranean fruit fly)
Lineage: Eukaryota; Metazoa; Arthropoda; Insecta; Diptera; Tephritidae
Gene: axed
Product: BTB/POZ domain-containing protein 6-B
Exons: 4
Coding region: 500-1780 (426 amino acids)
Biological process (GO): neurogenesis
Cellular component (GO): cytosol
Source: RefSeq, a predicted model, not a curated record